CAUGUGCAGAUAGGGAUCCGGGCGGCAGCUUCCGAUGGACGUCACAGGAGCAAUGCAGUGUUUUUUGUCAAUUGUAUGAAGCAUUUAGAGAAAUACAGAAGGAGCUGACAGAUCUCUGGAUGAUCUAUUAAGGUUCAGUGGAUUCGCUGUACCUAAAGCCAAACAUGGAUAUUCCCAACCCCCCCGAGGAUCAAGAACUGAGGAAUGUCAUUGACAAGCUGGCCCAGUUUGUCGCUCGGAACGGGCCAGAGUUUGAAAAGAUGACUAUGGAGAAACAGAAAGACAACCCUAAGUUCUCUUUCCUCUUUGGGGGAGAAUACUUCAACUACUACAAGUCCAAGCUUGCUACGGAGCAACAGCAGCAUCCCUCUACCCACGAUGGGGAGGAGUAUAAAUCUGAAGAAAUGUACAACCUGGGCACCAAAGAUGUGGUUGAUAUUCCUCCUCCACCAAUCCCAAUGAUUGCCCCACCUCCGAUUCCUCAGCCUUCUGCGCCCUCUAUUGAUGAGCUCAUCCAACAGAGCCAGUGGAAUCUGCAGCAGCAGGAGCAGCAUCUGCACACACUCAGACAGGAACAAGUGACUGCAGCCAUAGCUCUGGCUAUGGAGCAGCAGACCCAAAAACUGCUCCUGGAAACUCAGUUGGACAUCACAGAGUUUGACAACCUGCUGCAGCCCAUCAUAGACACCUGCACCAAAGAUGCCAUCUCUGCUGGCAAAAACUGGAUGUUUAACAACGCCAAGACUCCACCACACUGUGAAUUGAUGACAUCACACCUUCGCAACCGCAUCACUGCAGAUGGAGCACAUUUUGAGCUUCGCCUGCAUCUCAUCUAUUUAACCAAUGAUGUUCUCCACCACUGCCAGCGGAAGCAGCAGAAGGAUUUGUUGGCAGCUCUGCAAAAAGUUGUGGUUCCCAUCUACUGCACCAGCUUUCUGGCUGUAGAGGAAGAGAAGCAGCAGAAGAUUACCAGGUUGUUGCAGCUUUGGGAGAAGAAUGGAUACUUUGAUGAUGAGACCAUUCAACAGCUCCAGAAUCCAGCAUUGGGCCUUGGCCAGUACCAGGCCUCUCUGAUAACAGAGUAUGCGGCGGUGGUGCAGCCCAUCCAGCUGGCCUUCCAGCAGCAGAUCCAGGCUUUAAAGAUCCAGCACGAAGAGUUUGUUACCAGCGUCAAACAGCAGCAGCCGCAGCAGCCUGCCCCUGUAGCACAGAUAGCUACACCUGCUGAGCCUGAAAAGGCUCCACCUAUGACCACACAAGCUGGGGAUGUUAAGCCUCCCAUGUCGGGUCCUCCUACAGGGGAUUUUGAUGGAGCUACAUCCAGACCACAGGACCCCAGCAACCCCAGUGGACCCUCAGACAUCCCGUCCAACAAGCCUGCAUGGUAUGACCCCCAGCACAUUGGCCCCUGGAAUCCCAACCAGCCG
Micropterus salmoides (largemouth bass) is the source of this 1427-nucleotide messenger RNA. Its product is annotated as calcium homeostasis endoplasmic reticulum protein-like. Gene Ontology annotation, molecular function: RNA binding. Gene Ontology annotation, cellular component: perinuclear region of cytoplasm. The record is from RefSeq and is a predicted model, not a curated record. Lineage: Eukaryota; Metazoa; Chordata; Actinopteri; Centrarchiformes; Centrarchidae. Gene Ontology annotation, biological process: intracellular calcium ion homeostasis; RNA processing.